AUGAAAAUACCAACCACAGCAUCCCUCUUCCUCGUCUUUGCACUCCUCUUCCAAGGUCUCGCCACAGCCUGGGAGCUCCCGUCUUUCCAAGUCCCUCUCAUAUCCUCUUGGCUAGGCAGCAGUAAUGUAGCCCCUCGCGUCCCGCAAUUUGUUCUCGACACGGGUCAUCCGUGGCUCAUGAGCCACGCCCGCGAACUCUCCAAUCUCCCAGACCCGGCAUCAUUCAUUUGCACCUCCGCCGUCGGCGAUGGUCUUCCUCGAGAUGGCGAUUUUGAUCAGGGCGAGAGCGCAAACCUGCGCAACGGCCUCGAGAUACCAGCGGAUCUUUUCCACCGCCUUGAAAUCAACAACAAUCGCGCCGGCGUUAACCGAUAUGGCUGGAAGAAUGCUCAUGAUAGACUCAAUGAAAUGAGGGCAUGCCCAAGAGCGCUUCAAGAAGCUCGCCAUUUGACCGUUGAUGUAUGGGUUUAUACCGGAGCGGGGUGGGAGACCCUAGAUCAUAUUUGGGACACGCUCACCGCGGAAUCGACGCUUCCCCCAAAGCCUGUACCGAUGCUGUUUUCCGAGGUGAUGGGGAAGAUGGAGAACUUGAGUACGAUUGAAUGGAUGAUUCGGGGAGCCGGCGGGAAUGCUGCCAUCGGAGAGGCCUUUAUCAACGAUGGGACCAGGUUGCCUGGUGUCAAGCAGCUGGCGACAAACGUGGACGCGCCUUGGCUCAUCGACGUUUGCCCUUCUCUCACGUCUCUUAAAGCCGAUCGCGGAAGAUCAGGAUGGCUGGGGACAGAGGCUAAGGCAAACAGAGAAGAAGUCUGGUUUGCGGCCGCGGGUAGAGCCCAGGGUUUGAAGAAGCUUCACAUGGGGAAUUUGCGGUGGACGGGCACCAUGGUCGAUCACGUGGUCAAAGAGACCCCUCACAUCCAAGAGCUUCAUAUAGGCACUCUUUGGGGGGAUAACAUCUCCCCCGAGUUCCCAGGGAACCCAGGGAACCGAGGGAACCCGGGGGAGAUGUUGCGGAAUCUUAUGAAAACGUUCGCUGCUCUUCCCAAUCUCAUGCACCUUUAUCUCCCAUGGUCCGCCGAGCUGGAUCUCGGCUACGAUGGGGGACCUUGGUGCGGUAACGCUUACAUGGGCGAAGGAGGUGCCGAAAUCUGGCGCAAUAACAUGGUCCGGAAUAUUGAGGCAACUGAGAAGGCUGGGAUUAUUGUUCAGAAGGUGUUUCCAAGGCUGAAGGGGGUUCAUGUCGGUGAGUUCUACGGGAAUUUCACGACGAAUGCUGAGGGAACGGGAACAAUCAUCUGGGAAUGGACUAGGAGCAUGGACGAGUGGUUAAGAGAGAAUGCACAUGAUGAAUGGUAA
Molecule: messenger RNA, 1356 nt
Organism: Colletotrichum orchidophilum
Lineage: Eukaryota; Fungi; Ascomycota; Sordariomycetes; Glomerellales; Glomerellaceae
Exons: 3
Coding region: 1-1356 (451 amino acids)
Source: RefSeq, a predicted model, not a curated record